Messenger RNA from Morus notabilis, 1380 nucleotides. Its product is annotated as fructokinase-2. The record is from RefSeq and is a predicted model, not a curated record. The transcript has 4 exons. Gene Ontology annotation, cellular component: cytosol. Gene Ontology annotation, biological process: fructose metabolic process. Lineage: Eukaryota; Viridiplantae; Streptophyta; Magnoliopsida; Rosales; Moraceae. Gene Ontology annotation, molecular function: fructokinase activity. The coding region runs from base 107 to 1099 and encodes 330 amino acids.
CUUCUUUUUUCCUCCUCCUUUAUUCAUCAUAUUUUUCCAUCUCCCGUUUCUCUCGUUUAACACUCUCUCUCUUUCAACUUUCUCUCUCUAAAAGUCCCCUCCUUCAAUGGCUGCCAAUGGCGUUCCCUCCACAGGCAAGGGCCAGAUCGUGAGCUUCGGAGAGAUGCUGAUCGACUUCGUCCCCACCGUCUCCGGCGUGUCGCUGGCGGAGGCUCCCGGGUUCCUCAAGGCCCCCGGCGGCGCCCCUGCCAACGUUGCGAUCGCCGUCGCGAGGCUCGGCGGGAAGGCUGCCUUCGUCGGAAAGCUCGGCGACGACGAAUUCGGCCACAUGCUGGCCGGAAUCCUCAAGGAGAACGGCGUCUCCGCCGACGGAAUCAACUUCGACAAGGGAGCUCGCACCGCCCUCGCCUUCGUCACCCUCCGCGCCGACGGCGAGCGCGAGUUCAUGUUCUACCGUAACCCUAGCGCCGACAUGCUCCUCGAACCCGAAGAGCUCAACCUCGAGCUCAUCAAAUCGGCCAAGGUGUUCCACUACGGAUCCAUAAGCUUGAUCGUGGAGCCAUGCAGAUCGGCGCACAUUAAGGCGAUGGAGGUGGCGAAGGAAGCUGGAGCUCUCCUCUCAUAUGACCCAAACCUCCGACUUCCGCUUUGGCCCUCACCUAAGGAGGCGCGUGAGCAGAUUCUCAGCAUAUGGGACAAGGCUGAGGUGAUCAAGGUUAGUGACGUUGAGCUGGAGUUCCUCACCGGCAGCGACAAGAUCGACGAUGAAUCCGCAUUGUCGCUCUGGCACCCAAAUCUCAAGCUCCUCCUCGUCACCCUCGGCGAGCACGGCUGCAGAUACUACACCAAGGAUUUCCAUGGGUCAGUUGAGGCAUUUCAUGUCAACACAGUCGAUACCACUGGUGCUGGUGAUGCAUUUAUUGGUGCACUGUUGUCCAAGAUUGUUGAUGACCAGUCUAUUAUUGAGGAUGAGGCAAGGUUGAGGGCGGUUCUGAAAUUUGCAAAUGCAUGUGGAGCCAUCACAACCACCAAGAAGGGAGCAAUCCCGGCUCUUCCCACUGAGACGGAAGUACUCAGCCUCGUCAACAAAGGUGUAUAAAGUGGGGAGAGGAUUUUCCCUUAGUUUUGCUUUGUUUUGUUUCUCUUUCCUAACUUUUUUUCUCUUUGGUACUUGGUCAUUUCUUUUGAUUUCUUGCUUUCUUAAGAGCUGCUUGCAAUUUGAGGAAAGAAAGAUUAUUCCAACUUCUCUUGCUCUUUUUCAUUUUUUCUCUUUUAGUUUCCUUCUUUCUCACUUCUUUCUGGAUGUAAUAAUGAAAAGACCAUGUGCCCUCCAAGGGCGUUUGAAUAAAUUCUUUUAAUAUUUUUAUUUGUUGGGUAAAA